AUGAUCCUGCACAUCGUGGACUUCAGGGAAGAGUUGAUUGAAACUUCUGUGCCCGAUGAACUUGUGGCAUUGAAGCGGCGCUUCGUCAGCUACUACUCGGUCCACACCGACCUGGGGCAAACGGUUGACUGCAUUCCCUUCUUGAAGCAGCCUGCUCUUCUGUGGGCUGGAGAAGAAGUGAAGCAGAAAGAGGCGGUUGCAUUGGCCAAAUCCACAGGGGACGCUCAAGAUGCAGCAGGCGAGCAGGAAGCGAAUCAGGAGCAGGAGCAUGCAGAGCGUUAUGGCUGUAGACCUGACCAAGUCCCUCUUCCGCGCCCGAGCCUGCAAGCUUUGCGUCGUGGACUCAUACAAGAGUUCCGCAAGACGGGAAGUCCCACCGGAGGGCUCUGGCCCAGUGCUAGAGAGCACCAGAGCUUAGCGCUGCUCCAAGUUGGCAAGGACGACUGCAGGACGAUUCGGCCGCCACACCCGGGGCCUCCGAAUCACACGUACUCCACCAGCCCGAUCUGCAAAACGCACGGCAGUCGAACGGCUUUUGCCGUGCUCGAGCUCACCGGUGCUCCGGCAGAGGUGCCUUCCUCCGGUGGCCACACCCUCAACCAGCUCUGGUGGAAAGGCGUCCCCCCGGAGUCGAAGCUUCCGGUGAGCUUGGAAGCGGGCUGGUUGACCAACGACCUGACGGGCAUUUCCGAUGCGAGGAGCAGCCAACGUAUCGGAACCAGGCUUUUCGUUUACUCGACGCCCAAUGCAUACUUACCAAAAGAUGACUGCGAGGGUGGCAACGGCUACGACCAUUGGGGUGGCUUCGUCCAAUAUCCCGGUGCCCCUCCCCUGGGGGUCUAUAGCGUCAACAAGCUUCGAUCGGUUUUCCUGUACAAAACUGUGGGAUCGACUGCUGGGAUGCCAGAGCGGGUGGAGUUCUACCUCGCAAAGCUUGGCAAGGAUUACGGGAAGCCUAGAUCUGUGGCCAGCAAACGGCACCUGGUGGGUUAUUGGCCCAAGAGCCAUUUCUGUCAAGGCUUCCCGAAGCACGAAGACCUUCUGCUGUACACAGGGCUUGAGGUCUUCGUGCCGUCCCAGUGCCCCGGAAUGCCGCGCACGGCUUCGGGUCGGAUCUUGGGAUGGGGCACUGAGUGGAACGCGGGCGAUCCAGAAUUCUACCCGAUGCUCAAGGAUGAAGGAAGCGAGUCCGUCUUCCUGGCAACUGCGAAGCAGGACCGGAAGUGGGAGGCGCCUUACGUGGACUUUUCUGGCACGUAUCGGCCAGUGUCCUGCGUAGUGCCCGGGAAGCUGCCCUGUGAGGACAUCACUUGCCCACGGUUCGGAUAUGUGCCUUUUGAGGUUGUGCACAGCGUUGACAGUGAGAUGCGUCCUGCCAUGAUGUACCUCAUGGCAUUGGCCAUUGUUGGCUUUCCGUGUGUGGCCGCCUUGCGUGGCCAGAGUCAUGUCCAGGCGGCCCUGAAAGUGAACCAAAGCACGCCGAAUCUGGGUCUUGGCAUUGCUGCCGUUAGCAAGUAUGCCGGUGGGAACUGUCAGUUCAUGCCUGCCUUUGAUGUGGCCGCCUUCUUGGUGGAGGAGGCACCAGCUGCAGCGAAAGGAGUGGGAAUGCUUGCCAAGCCUGCGGUGACCGCCGUGCAGGUGGCUGCCAAGGUCGCAGGAGAAGUAGUUCCAGGAGCAGGAGCUGCUGCGAACGUCGUGUCCCAGGGUGUUAAGGCUGCAGGCGUAGCUGGUGCAGUCUCCAGGGGCACAAAGACCUUGACCCUUGCAUCCAAAGCAGGCUUGCUUGGCAAGGUCGUUGGUGGCGCCUUGUCCUUGAGCAAUCCUCUUGGCAUGGCUUGGACGGCCUUCAAUGUCGGAACGACGGCGUACCAGCUCUACGAGCUUCAAAAGAUCAUGCGAGACCCACAUCAACUCUGUGAGGUCCUCGCAGACUGGGUCCCCCCUUACGACCAGGCCGCAUGCCUCAAGGGCCUCCGCAAGAACCUGCCGGGACUCCAACUCCCCCCCAACAUCCCCGGCCUCCAACCUCCCCCUGCCCAACUCGCGGUGGCCAAGAUCGACAAGAAGGUGGCCCUGGCCGCGGCUGCUGUUCUCAUGGCCUCUACAGGUGCUCUGGCCCUUUGGCACCACAGCCUCCACUCCGUGGCCUAUGACCGUGCGAUUUGCCCAAGAAGCCUCUGGUUGGAGGACCCUACACUCGUGGACUGGUACACGGAUGACGCCAGCAGCUCCUCGGGAUCGUCAGCGUCCAUGGAGGAGGAGGAAGAGGACAUGCUGGGAUUCUCGAGUGCACCGAUGCCGAGAUGCAAUGGUCUCAGGUGGGUCUCCGUGCCGACGCAAUGCUCAGCAUCGGACCUUUCCUGCCAGCAACGGACUUGCCAGCAAGCCUGUUGCGACGACAAUAAGUGUUCACUCUACCAGUUUGACACCAAUUCGGUUGGGAAGUGCUGGCUGGGCGAGUCCUCCCAGUUCACCGCCGAGAAGUGUGAGCAAUGGGUGGGGAAAGUCAAGGAUCAAGGGGGCUUUCAAGAGGAUCCCAAGCUUUUCGUGCAAGUCAUGGGGCUCAAGAAGGUGCCAAACUCUGCUCUGGAAGCUGCAAAGCCGAAGAGCUGCGGCAUGCGCCCGUUGAGUGCAGAUGCGUGCGCUGCAGUCACUUGCGAGGAUCUCUGCCAGGAGCAGACCGACUGCCGCUUCUAUCAGUUGCGCAUCGGCCGUGGGGAAUGCUGGCUGGGUACAGCUGAACUUCCGAAUAUGGCCCCAGAGCUGAGUUGGCACGGGGGACUACUGGAUGCUUCACAAUCGCAGACGGACUGUGAGGGCGCCUUCCUUUGCCCAGCGGACCAGAAGUGUGUGGAGACUUGCGCGGAGUGCUCCGGCUUCACGCUGGGUGCCGAGAAUGAGAAGCGUUGCCGGCGGACGGCCGAGGAAGGCAUCUGCGACCCGAACAGCUGGGAGAAGGACUUUGAGGGAACUUCCUUGGAUGCAACUCAGUGCCAGGGCCUUAGCCGGGUGGUGGUGAAGAUGUCCGAGGCGACGGGCUUCAAUGGUCACGCCAUAUGCCAGGAAGCCUGUUGCUCGGAUCCUUCCUGUGUUCUUUACCAACUUCGUAGCAAAGCUGCGCAAGAAACGCUCCGGAAGGCUGGGGAUACCGUUCACUGCUGGCUGGGAUUGGUGGAUUCAUCUCAGAAUCCACUCUUCAAGUGUGGUGGCCGGGGAUGGCGAGGUGAUCGCAGAUCAUGGGAAGGAGGCUUCCUCUCCUCCCGCGGCUGUUCGCCGAGCCAGGGUGCCUCCUGCCUGCUCUCCGGGGAGUGCGUGCAAAGCUGCUCCUCUCAGUGCCCUGGAGCGGACAUCUUCGACCAGAGUCACAACUCUUGUGUUGCAUCGGCUGUGAAGGAAGCUAUGCCGGUGAUUCCUCUGGUGGAUGGCGGGAUCUCCACCUACUACAUCUCCACGACGGAUGAAGCAUCGGCGGACACUCUGCUCAUGGUGACGCAGAACAAGCAUCGCCUAAUCGAGACGCCUUCCCAGGAGGCUUGUGAGACCCUCUCUUUCGGUGCCACGGAGUGCAGUGCGGUCACUGAGGACGGCGAGACGAAGUGCAGUUGCAUUUAUCCUGACAUGCAGUCGUGCACUACCUGGUUCGAGGGCCACUUCCACCUGAGGCCUGUGAUCUCAGAAGUAGGCAUGCUUCUGCUCGCAGGGGAGGGCUGCGACUGCUUCGACGAAGCCGAGAGCUCCG
Molecule: messenger RNA, 3739 nt
Organism: Symbiodinium sp. CCMP2592
Lineage: Eukaryota; Dinophyceae; Suessiales; Symbiodiniaceae
Source: the annotation of a GenBank genome assembly